AUGUCCUUCUCCAAAGCGCGCGGUGCCUCGCUCCAUCGUUCCACUGAAGUACGCGAACGCGGGCUGCAUUCCGGUGGGCCUACACGGCAUCCCGAUUAUUAUCUGGAAGAUGGCAAUCUCGUGAUUUUGGUCGAGAAGACACUCUUCCGAGUGUUUCGCUCGACAUUCACCCGGCACUCUCCAGUGUUUCGAGACCUAUUCAGCCUCCCCAACCCAGAAGGCUCUACCUCAGAAGGUAUGGAUGACGCGAAUCCCGUGCAGCUUUCUGGAAUAUCCCCUGUGGACUUCGAACGUCUACUCUGGGUUCUGUAUCCUCUAAAUUACGCUCAUCCGAGAGCCGGUACCCUGGCCGAAUGGACGUCCAUUCUAAGCCUCGCAACACGCUGGGAAUUCAGCUCAGUACGCACGCUUGCAAUACACCACAUCCAAAGCCUGCCCUCCGCCUUCGCCUCCCCCCUUUCUCCCCCCACGCCCUCGCCCGUCUCCACUUCCCCAGAUCGGCGGCCCUCGAAGGCCACCUCCACCCCCGUCUUUCCGCUCGACGCCAUCCUCCUCGCUCGCGCCUACGACCUCCCGCGCGACCGCUGGCUCCUCUCCGCCUACACCGCGCUCUGCACGCGCCCCGCUCCGCUCACCUCCGCGGAGGCGGCGGGCCUCGGCGCCGAAGACACCUCGCGGGUCGCGCGUGUGCGCGAGGCGCUGCGCGCGCGCGAGGCUGGCUCGCGGCUGGGCGGGUACUGCGCCCCGACAGUGAGUUCCGCGGCACGCGCCCGGUUGAGCGCGGGUGCUGGGACCGUGACGGGAGGAAGGGGCGUUUUGGACUGGAGCGGGAGCGGCCGGGGAGCGACCCCGGCGCCCCGACCUGCGACGGUGCUGGGUACGCGCGCGUCGCCGUUCGCGAAGGGGUCGCCGCCUUCGACGUCGAGGAGUCCGACGGCGUUUCCGGGACCUGCGCGACUCGUCGCGGAGACGUUUGAAAUUAGCUGCUUGUGA
Messenger RNA from Epithele typhae, 993 nucleotides. RefSeq lists its product as uncharacterized. Lineage: Eukaryota; Fungi; Basidiomycota; Agaricomycetes; Polyporales; Epitheliaceae. Gene Ontology annotation, molecular function: protein binding. The transcript is spliced from 3 exons. The record is from RefSeq and is a predicted model, not a curated record. The coding region runs from base 1 to 993 and encodes 330 amino acids.